UACAGAGGGUCGCUAAACGCGCACCAAGAUUGCCAUAAGAAAGGAAAGCACACGACCGGAACAUAGGAGAGCACUGCUUUGCAUUAGAUUUUUGUAAAUAUUUAUAACCCUAUUAUCCUUUUCGAGUUUUGAGCCUCGGAGUAUUUACAAGUGAUCUUUCAGAGACGCGCGUAAAAAGAUGGUUCAAACCGUAACAUGCGCCUUGGUAACACAGAUUCUCUUCCUGAUUUGGACUUUUGUCGUCUCGUCCUCUAAGAUGUCCUUCUCCAACGUCUCCGUGGACAACGAGGUGCGCUCCAGCUUCAUCCAUCGCCGACUGAGGAGCCAGGAGCGCAGGGACAUGCAGCGGGAGAUCCUCUCCAUCCUGGGGCUGCCUCAUCGCCCGCGACCCACGCACGUUCACUCCAGAUUCAACGCUGCCCCGUUGUUCAUGCUGGACCUUUACAACACUGCCUCGAUAGACGCGCCACGCAUGAGAUAUUCCAGCUACAAUCCCCAUUUGGAGCCCCAGGCUUCCAACUUGGUCACCCUGCAGGACAGUCGCUUUCUGGAUGAUGCUGACAUGGUCAUGAGUUUCGUCAAUCUCGCUGAUCAGGACCAAGAACUUCUGUACCAGAAGCACCAAAGGGAAUUCAGAUUUGAUCUUUCCCGUAUUCCAGAGGGAGAAGCUGUCACAGCAGCGGAGUUGAGAAUUUUUAAGGAUUUUAUCCAGGAACGAUAUGAGAACGAGACAUUCCGAAUCAGCGUCUACCAGGUCUUGCAGGAAGCGGUGGAGGGUGAAGUGGAUCUGUUGCUGGUGGAACAGCGAGAGGUGUGGGUGGCAGAGGAGGGCUGGCUCAUCUUUGACCUGACUGCCACCAGUAAUCUUUGGCUGGCCAACCCUGAGCACAACCUGGGCCUGCAACUGGUGCUGGAAGACAACCAUGGUUCUAGAAAGACCCCUCGACUGGCUGGGCUGUUAAUGGGCAGCGGCGUUCAAGAAAAGCAACCCUUUCUGGUUGCCUUCUUCAAAUCCAACGAAGUUCGCUUUCGCCACAUCCGCUCUGCCCACGGCCACAGGGGGCGCCAUUCCAGCCGCUCCAAACCACAGAAAACGGUUCAAGAUGCACUGAAGGCGGUCGAGGCCGCAGCAGAUCUUGGCAUAUCUAAAGAUGGAUGUAAAAAACAUGAGCUGUAUGUCAGUUUUCGAGAUUUGGGAUGGCAGGACUGGAUCAUCGCACCGGAGGGCUACGCGGCGUACUACUGCGAGGGCGAGUGCGCCUUCCCGCUCAAUUCUUACAUGAAUGCCACAAAUCACGCCAUUGUGCAAACUCUGGUGCACUUUAUCAACCCGGGAACGGUGCCGAAGCCCUGCUGCGCUCCCACGCAACUUCACGGCAUCUCCGUGCUCUACUUUGACGACAGCUCCAAUGUCAUCCUAAAGAAGUACCGCAACAUGGUGGUCAGAGCCUGCGGCUGUCACUGACCGCUGAUCAUCCAUUAGACACUAUGAGCUCAUUUCUGAGAUGUUUUAAAAAAAAAAAAAAAAAAAAGGAGGAGGAAGCGGUGGAGGCAGAGACAAGAAAUGGUUUACAGCCUGUCGCGGGGUAGGCUUUUAUCUGCGAGACUGUAUUUAUGACCAGCAGCUGAGCAAUUAGAACCACAAAAAGGGAUUUUUUUUGGAUUGCUUAUUUUCAGGUUGCGGAAAUAUGCACUCAAAUCAAUCAGAGCAGGGAUACUUGAACUGAUUAUCACUGUUAUGACCAGAUGUUGUCUAUAUUUUUGUUGUCAACCUUCAGCCACGCGAGGCUCCAAUUCAAUUUCCUGCAUGGAGGUCUAAGCUUGAUCGUGACUUGAACAUGAACUUUUCACCUUGGACCUCCCAUGUGAGAAACACUGUGCAUUGUCUUCUAGAAGGACUGAAGGGGACCAAGAGUGACAAUGAAGUUUUUCCAGGACUGUUCAGCAGGCCAGUUAGACCAAUUUAGGUGUGGAUGCUCUGUAACAUGUCGAAACUGUAAAUAAUUUGUGAAUUUAAAAAAAACAAAAAACUG
Messenger RNA from Syngnathus acus (greater pipefish), 2033 nucleotides. Its product is annotated as bone morphogenetic protein 7-like. Lineage: Eukaryota; Metazoa; Chordata; Actinopteri; Syngnathiformes; Syngnathidae. Bases 179 to 1465 code for a protein of 428 amino acids. Gene Ontology annotation, biological process: SMAD protein signal transduction. The record is from RefSeq and is a predicted model, not a curated record. The transcript is spliced from 7 exons. Gene Ontology annotation, cellular component: extracellular region. Gene Ontology annotation, molecular function: growth factor activity; cytokine activity.